Messenger RNA from Syngnathus typhle (broad-nosed pipefish), 4247 nucleotides. It is a transcript of the gene usp28, whose product is annotated as ubiquitin specific peptidase 28. Gene Ontology annotation, cellular component: cytosol; nucleus. Gene Ontology annotation, biological process: DNA damage checkpoint signaling; regulation of protein stability; protein deubiquitination. NCBI's taxonomy places the organism in Eukaryota, Metazoa, Chordata, Actinopteri, Syngnathiformes, Syngnathidae. The record is from RefSeq and is a predicted model, not a curated record. The coding region runs from base 128 to 3649 and encodes 1173 amino acids. The transcript has 26 exons. Gene Ontology annotation, molecular function: cysteine-type endopeptidase activity; protein binding; cysteine-type deubiquitinase activity.
CGCACGCCGCCGGGCCGAGCACGCGCGCGUCGCUUGCCGCUCUCCGCGUGUGACAGAUGGCGUGCCAGUGACUCCGCACCCGGGGCUGAAAUUUGAAAACGGCAAGAAAUUUGGUUGCGAUUUUGCGAUGAGAAUCGAAGAGAGCGAAAAUGGAGAGAACUCAGCCAACUCGCAGACCGAGAUGCUGAUCAACCAGCUGAGGGAGAUCACCGGGGUCCAAGAUCCUCACCUUCUCUGCAGAGCCUUAAAAGCCGGUCGGGGUGACAUCGGACACGCCGUCGGUCUCCUGACAAGUCAGCCGGUGGAGGUUGGGGAUGGCGGAGAGCCGCAAGAGUUGGGGACACCCACAGUGGCCUGGGAAGGCCACAAAGGCGUCCACGCAGAUGAACUCCAAACCGCCAUCGAGCUGAGCCUGCAGGAGUCCCACAAGGCUCAGGAAGAGGAGCGAGAGUUCCAUCGGGCUCUGGAGGCCAGCGCCGAGGAGACCCCGGCCAGGGGUAAGAAGAAGAGAUGCGAGGCCCACAGCGACAUGAGCAACCCCGCCGACUGGAUCCGCAAGGACGACUGGCCCGUGGGACUUCGCAACGUGGGCAACACCUGCUGGUUCAGCGCCGUCAUCCAGUCCCUCUUCCACCUGCCCGUGUUUAAAAGGCUGGUGCUCGACUACCGCCUCUCUGAGCAAAUCCUGGACAGGUGUAAGAGCCACACGGACAAGCGGAACAUUGCCUUCAUGCAGGAGUUGCGCUGCCUCUUCGCCCUCAUGGUGGGCUCCACGCGCAGCUUCGUGGACCCCUCUGCCGCCGUGGAGCUCCUGCGAGAGGCUUUUCGGACCAGCGAGGCCCAGCAGGAUGUGAGCGAGUUCUCCCACAAGCUUCUGGACUGGUUAGAAGACGCCUUCCAGCUGGCUGCCAACGGAGACAACGCCACCGACAAGCUAAAGAACCCCAUGGUCCAACUUUUCUACGGCACCUUUGUGACCCAGCGCAAGCACCAAGGUCAAGUUGUAUGCAACACAGAGCAGUUUGGCCAGUAUCCUUUGCAAGUCAACGGCUUCAAUAAUCUGGACGAGUGCCUGGAAGGAGCCAUGGUGGAGAGGGACAUCGAGGCGCUCCAUGCCCAACACGACGAGCCGGCUGGCCGAGAGAGAUGGUUCAAAAAACUGCCACCCGUGCUGACAUUUGAACUGUCUAGAUUUGAAUUCAACACGCAGCUCGGCCGCCCCGAGAAAAUACACAAGAAAUUGGAGUUCCCGCAAAUAAUCUACAUGGAUAGAUAUCUUCACCAAAACCUGACAUGUACGCACGAGAGGCGAGGAGAAGUGAAAAAAGUGAAGGAGCAGCUCGCAGAUCUUCAACAGAAACUGGAAUGCUAUCAACGCUACGGCUCGGGCCCCAACAAGUACCCUCUGGCCGACAUGCUGCAGUUUGUGUUGGAGUUUGCCUCCAGCAAACCCGCCGCACUUUCGCCGGCCCUUCCUUCAUCGGCCACGGACGCCGGCCGAGAGGACGGUGAGGCGGCAGAGGAGGAGGGGGGCUCCCAGCGCAUUCCCAAGACCUGCAGCCAGCACUGCCCCCUGGCCAGUGAUGUCUCCGAGGAGGAGCUGCGCUUUGUUCAGGGCUGCCUCCAGCGGUGGAGGACGGAAGUGGAGAAGGACAUCCACGAGCUAAAGGCCAACAUCGAGAGACUCAGUCAGACGCUGGAGGGCAUGUACUCGGACAACAGCCUCUGCCAGGUGCCCUACAGACUCCACGCGGUGCUGGUCCACGAGGGCCAGGCCUCAGCAGGCCACUACUGGGCGUACAUUUACGACCACGCCAACCAGCGCUGGAUGAAGUGCAACGACAUCACCGUCACAGAGUCCUCGUGGGAGGAGCUGGAACGAGAUUCUUUUGGCGGCACCACCAACGCUAGCGCCUACUGUCUCAUGUACAUCGAUGACAGGCUGCCCCAUCUUAUUAGCGCUUUCCGUUCAGAGCGCGCAGACGACGAGACGGGCCAGGUGCUGUGCGGGAUGGACUCCCUGCCGCCAGUCCUGAGACGCUUCGUGCAACAGGACAACCGCUGGUUCCAGCAGGAGGUCAGCGAGUGGGAGGAGCAACUCUGCCAGGCAGCGGCACCUCCGGGCGAGUCGGACGAGCUCCCGGAAGCCGAGCCUCAGCUCCCGGAAGCCGGCGCCGACCGCGACCCUCAGGCUUCGGCGCCUAUCGAACCCGUGCCGCAGGCCCAGGGAGCCGCUGCUGCUUCGCAAGCGGAAGCUCGGAGCCAUCCAGAGCCUGACGCUGCAGGCCCGCUUGAAGAAUUAGACGCAGCAACAGCAGCCGCAGCCCUUCCGAGCUCAGAGUGCCAACCAGAUGACGGCGAGCCCGACAACAGCGACAUGGCGGAACCCGAGCGGUGUUCUGACGUCGCUGCCGUCGCAGCUGAGAGAGAGCCUCAAAGUCAGAGUCCCGAAGUUGAGCUCGACGCUAACCAUUCGCUGCCAGACCUCUCCGUGAACAACGAAGACGCACAGGAGGAGGAGAACGAGGAAGAAGUGGAGGAAACGGCUCGAGGUGAUGUCGAGGCCUCCUCGGAGGAAGCUCCUCGCCGCCAAUCCGAUCAGGAGCAGCCCAUGCCAGCGGCGGGGCGGCGGCAGGCCCAGAACGAGGUGUCCGAGGUGGAGAUCCCCAACGUGGGCAGGAUCAUGGUGAGGGCGGACGCUGACGGAUACAAUGAAGAGAUGAUGUUGACCCCAGCCAUGCAGGGCAUCAUUCUCGCCAUUGCAAAGGCCAGACAAGCAUUCGACUCAGAGGGUCCCGAGGCCGGACUCAUCAAGGCCUUCCACGAGGAGUACUCCCGCUUGUAUGAGCUCUCCCAGGAGGAGACCACGCCGCGGGAGGACGCGCGCCUGCAGCACGCCCUUGUUUACUUCUUCCAGAACAGAGCGCCCAAACGCGUCAUCGAGAGGACGCUGCUCGAGCAGUUCACUGACCGCAACCUGAGCUACGAUGAGAGAGCCAUCGGCAUCAUGAGGGAAGCUCGAGCCAAGCUGCGCCUCAUCAAGCCCGAGGACAUGGACAUGGAUGAGUACCUGCAGUGGCACGACGACUACAGAACGUUCCGGACUGUCUUUGUCUACCUGCUGACCGGACUGGAGCAAUACCAGCACGGCAAAAUGCGCGAGGCUCUGACCUACCUGGCUCACGCCUACGACGCCAACGCCGCCCUGCUGGCGAGCGGAGAGAAACGCGGCGUGGACACGUCUCUGAUUGCACUGUACAGGAGAAAGUGCCUCACGAGCUUGAACGAAAGGGCCACGCGGCUCUUUGCCAGCGGUGACGAGAGCAAGGUGGAGGACAGCGUGGCCAUCAUGGACGAAGCGGUCAUCCCCUGCCUGCACCUGAUGAGCCGCGAGGUGUCGUCGCAGGAGGACCGCGACACCAUGGAGAGCAUCCGCAGUCAGUGGUGCUGCUGCCUGGGGCAGGACAUGGACGACUCACUCCAGAUGAAACUGGGCGAAUUCCUGCCGCGGGUCCUGGACUGCUCCACCCAGACGGCGGUCCUCAAAGACCCCCCCAAGGUCCACGUCAACCAAGCUCAUGACCUGUGCAGCCGCCUGGCCGCCGUCAUGGAGUCCAUCUGCAACACCGCCGUGGUGGCUGUCAAGUAACCAAAGCCGCCCGACGGACUUUUGAUAGCCAACCGACCGCUGGCUUGACACUCGCGCGUCAUUUUCUGUAAUGUGUGUCGCUAGCCGUUAGCCGUGUUAGCAAGUAGCUAUUUUGACACGGGAUAGUUGUUCAAGGGAGGAAGAAGACUUGGAUUUGGAUCAGUCCUGUCUUGAAGCACUUAAUCACUUGUUGCUCAUGAAGCGUAGUUCAGCACAUAGACGUUCCCCGUGCAGGAAGUGACACGAGUGGGAUGACGCACGACAGCAACACGUUUGUAAUAAUAAUGCCCAUUUGCAUUUGUUUUUCUAUAUACGUAUGUAUUUUGUAUUUUUACAGACUUUGGUAAGUGGCCGUAUGCUUGUAGAUGAAAGUCAAGAGAGCUAGUGAGGGAUGUGAUUUGAAGGAAGUGCAAUAGAGUCAUUCGAAACGCCGGACUCCAAGGAGCAAACACGGUGUAUGGAAAAAGCCACACGUGAUGGCUUACAUGGAUGACAUGAAACCUCAACAAUGCUCUCAAGUCCAAAAACAACACGUUUCUGUCACGUGCCACCGAUACCAUUGCGUCGGGCCCGUCCUCAAUAAAUAUUAGAAAUGUGA